CUCAAAUCUUUCCAUACCUCGACAUACACUUAUCCCAACUACAUGGCAAUGGCAGAAACCGAGACUACACCGCUCCUCGUCGAUGUGGGCGCUGAUGCAGCUCACAUCGAAUAUGUCCCAGCCUCGGCUCAUUUCCAUCGAGCCAUCAAGAGACUCACCAUAGCUAUUCUUGUCCUUUCAGCCAUCACUCUUCUAAAUCUUCUUCUCGGAUUCUUUCUUGUCGCGGUUUGGCCUUUCCAUUGGGCUGUUGGAGCCCCUGAAGUGCUAUUUCUGAUACUUGUUCGUCCCAUUCUUCUCCCCACCUCAACCGCAACCUCAACCUUGCCGAUUCUUCCAAUCAUAAUUAACAUCAAAUAGAUACUCAUCGCAACCUUCGUUUCCAUCAUCAACCUCAAUAUCAACGUUGCCGUGCUCUUGAACCUCAUCGUCGACGUCAUACUUUCCUUCUACAUCAUUGCAUGGUCUUUUACUCUGAUUAUGGGCUACAUAUUCAUCGACAUGUGCAGGAUGGAAGUAGGAUAUCCGAGGCCUCCAGAUCUAGAUAGAGGAACGCCUCCUCCAGGUUGUCGUGGCUGGAUGGUAGCGACCUGGGUUCUACUUAGUAUUGCUUACGGGCUGGGGCUCAUCAUUGGGUAUGUUUCUUCUGCGCAACAUUCAAGCUUUAGAUCCUCUCUUGUGACUGUAUCUCGUCGACAGAUGCUUUCUACAUGCUUUGAAAUCCUCGUUUGCUAUUGACUAUGAGGCACAAGCCCUGCUAAUGGUCGAGUAGCCUCCUUCAUCUAGUGUUGGUGGUCCUUCGGACCAUUGCCCUUUUCCGAACCGAGUUCUGGAGUCUUUCAGCAGGG
Molecule: messenger RNA, 845 nt
Organism: Hyaloscypha bicolor E
Lineage: Eukaryota; Fungi; Ascomycota; Leotiomycetes; Helotiales; Hyaloscyphaceae
Exons: 1
Coding region: 43-357 (104 amino acids)
Source: RefSeq, a predicted model, not a curated record